Molecule: messenger RNA, 2856 nt
Organism: Grus americana (Whooping crane)
Lineage: Eukaryota; Metazoa; Chordata; Aves; Gruiformes; Gruidae
Gene: OPRD1
Product: opioid receptor delta 1
Exons: 3
Coding region: 103-1215 (370 amino acids)
Biological process (GO): G protein-coupled opioid receptor signaling pathway; neuropeptide signaling pathway
Cellular component (GO): neuron projection; membrane
Molecular function (GO): G protein-coupled enkephalin receptor activity; neuropeptide binding
Source: RefSeq, a predicted model, not a curated record
GGCGGGUGCGGGAGGCGGCGGCUCUGGCCGGGAGCGGGGCUCGAACCCGCGGAGCUCGGAUGCGCGCGGCGGCCACGGAGGCGCCACGGCCGCCCGCGGGCCAUGGAGCUGCCCACGGAGCUGCCCACAGCGCUGCCCACUGCUGCCGGUACCACCUGGGACAACGGCACCUCCUGGGCCGCCCUGCCCGGCCACGGGGCCAACGACACGGGGCCACAGCGGGCCAAGAACGUCACCUCCAUCCUCAUCGCCAUCGUCAUCACCGCGCUUUACUCCAUAGUGUGUGUGGUGGGGCUGCUGGGCAACGUCCUGGUCAUGUACGGCAUCGUCAGGUACACCAAGAUGAAGACAGCCACCAACAUAUACAUCUUCAACCUGGCCCUGGCAGACGCACUGGCCACCAGCACGCUGCCCUUCCAGAGUGCCAAGUACCUGAUGGAGACCUGGCCCUUUGGGGAGCUGCUCUGCAAAGUCGUGCUCUCCAUUGACUACUACAACAUGUUCACCAGUAUCUUCACCCUCACCAUGAUGAGUGUGGACCGCUACGUCGCCGUGUGCCACCCGGUUAAGGCCCUGGACUUCCGCACACCAGCCAAGGCCAAGAUCAUCAAUGUCUGCAUUUGGGUGCUCUCCUCUCUCAUUGGGGUGCCCAUCAUGGCCAUGGCAGUCACCAAGUCAAAAGAUGGGAUGGUGCUAUGCACGCUCCAGUUUCCCGAUCCUCCGAUCUACUGGGACACCGUGACCAAGAUCUGCGUCUUCAUCUUCGCCUUCAUGGUCCCCAUCUUGGUCAUCACUAUCUGCUACGGGCUGAUGAUCCUUCGCCUGAAGAGUGUCCGCCUCCUCUCGGGCUCCAAGGAGAAAGACCGCAACCUGCGGCGCAUCACACGCAUGGUGCUGGUGGUGGUGGCAGCCUUCAUCAUCUGCUGGACGCCCAUCCACAUCUUCGUCAUCGUCUGGACGCUGGUGGACAUCGACAAGAAGAACCCCUAUGUGGUGGCCAGCCUGCAUUUCUGCAUCGCCCUGGGUUAUACCAACAGCAGCCUCAACCCCGUCCUUUACGCUUUCCUGGAUGAAAAUUUCAAGAGGUGUUUCCGAGAGUUUUGCCUGCCUUUCCGAGCCCGUGCGGACCAGAACAGCUUCUCCCGUGCCAGAAAUACCACGCGGGAGCGUGUCUCCACCUGCACCCCUUCUGAAGCCCGCAACAAGCCGGCAUGACUAGACGUGGGCAGCCUCCAGCGGGGCUGCCAGGACCAUGGAGGAGACGACCUGCGCUCGGAAGUGACCCAGGUCACCACCACGGAGCUCUAGCAGAGCGGUGGCCUGGGUGCUGCUCAAUAACACCGCUGGGUUUUGUUCAGACUGAAAGCAAGUGACUGCAAAGACUUUUUUAAUCCUGGAGAAGCCAGGACAGGGGAAUCAGGACUCACCAAGCAACAUUAGGAGAUGACCAAAACAAGAGGCAACCUGAGCAGAGCUGCUCUGCUGCUGCUCCCACCGUGGUCGGGGACAGCCAGCAGCCCCAUACACCCAACAAGGGCUGUCACUCUCCAACACGUGGCUGUUGGCAAAGCUGAGGCAUCCUGGGACACCACGAUGGCAAUGACCAGCUCUUCUCCUCCUGCAUGGACCAACAUGGCACCACAGCCCAUGGCAAGAAGGGGCUGUGCUGGGGGUGAUGCCACAUCAUGGGGCCCCACUCCAUCCCCCUCUGAGCUGCGUCCAAAAAACAGCCAGAGCUGGAAAGAGAAGAUGAUGCCGCUUCAGAGACAGCGUUAUCAAAGAGCUCCAGAUCCGUAGUAAAAAUUUUACUGGAGUCCUUCAAACUGGGACUGCCCUGCAGGAUGACUUUCUACUGGUAAUGUCAUGACUGUAUUAUUUAGAGACCUCUGACUGCAGCCAGGGCAGCCCUAGACACGGACGUGAUGUUUGGGAAUAUGGAUACGGCCAGGGGACGGGGGGCGGGGACAGAGCAGGGCACAUCCCAACCUCACCCAGUCUCCACGUGCCGAUGCCAAAUUCCCCUGGCCCAGCAUCCCUCAGGGUGACAGGGAACCACUCCUCACCCAUCUGCCUCCAAAGACAUUAAAGCCCAGAAAGAUCUCAUUAAGGGAGCAAUUUGUGGGGACUGGAGGAGUUUCUCACAGAGCUAAAGCAAUUAGGAUGGACUAACGGGCGGCGCUGCCAGGGCUCGACCUCCCCUGCCCGUUGGGUGAGGGAGGAUGAGCAACAGCGCUGCCCAGAUUUCCUUUAGCUAAGCCAAGAAGGAUAGGAUUUAUUUUUAUUUUUUUUUAAUAGCAGAUGGGAAAAACAUCACCAUCAUUUUAUAAUUGCCCAAGCAGGGACAGGGGUCAUGCAAGCACUGAGAAAGGACCCACAGCCUGCAAAAAAGCAGAGAUUUUGGGAUUUCAUGCUCAGCACUCACCCAGACGGAGCAGACAUCCCUCCGAAGAGGCGACUGAGCUCUAAGGCAGCGCAUCCUGCAGGAGCCACCAGCCAGCGACCUCUGGACCACAUUAUCUGCCACUAAACGAUGACCGAUGGGUCCUCCCAGCCUUCUGCUCCCCGAAUCACCCCCGCCAGCCCCGCGCUGGCUACCAGCGAGGUCCAGCAGCCGUGAUUUUUUCCUUCCUCUCACCUUCCCACCGCCAUGGCUGCGGCUGGGAGGUCAAAUGGGCCAGGGAGGAGAAGGCUUGAGGAGAGCGGUAAUAGCAUUUAGUGCACAAAUUGAUGCAGCUGGAGGAAGCAGGCGAGCACCCGAGUGCACCUGGGGCUCGUAGGCUGGAUGGAGAGUCUGGGUUGCGUCUCUGGUUUUUCCAGUUGCAUCAAUUUAGCCUAAUAAAGGUCAUUACCUCUCCU